GGGUUAGGGUUAGGGUUAGGGUUGGAGUUAGGGUUAGUGUUGGAGCUAGGGUUAGGGUUGGGCUUGGAGCUAGGAUUUUUCUGAGUGCAAUGAACCAACUCCCGAGUCUCUAGGACGUUCCUAAAAAAAAUUGAUUUUUUCCCAUAGGAAUGCAUGGGUUAGGGUUAGGGUUAGGGUUGGAGCUAGGGUUAGGGUUAGGGUUAGGGUUGGAGUUAGGGUUAGUGUUGGAGCUAGGGUUAGGGUUGAGCUUGGAGCUAGGAUUUUUCUGAGUGCAAUGAACCAACUCCCGAGUCUCUAGGACGUUCCUAAAAAAAUUGAUUUUUUCCCAUAGGAAUGCAUGGUUUAGGGUUAGGGUUAGGGUUGGAGCUAGGGUUAGGGUUAGGGUUAGGGUUGGAGUUAGGGUUAGUGUUGGAGCUAGGGUUAGGGUUGGGCUUGGAGCUAGGAUUUUUCUGAGUGCAAUGAACCAACUCCCGAGUCUCUAGGACGUUCCUAAAAAAAUUAGAUUUUUUCCCAUAGGAAUGCAUGGGUUAGGGUUAGGGUUAGGGUUGGAGCUAGGGUUAGGGUUAGGGUUAGGGUUGGAGUUAGGGUUAGUGUUGGAGCUAGGGUUAGGGUUGAGCUUGGAGCUAGGAUUUUUCUGAGUGCAAUGAACCAACUCCCGAGUCUCUAGGACGUUCCUAAAAAAAAUUGAUUUUUUCCCAUAGGAAUGCAUGGGUUAGGGUUAGGGUUAGGGUUGGAGCUAGGGUUAGGGUUAGGGUUAGGGUUGGAGUUAGGGUUAGUGUUGGAGCUAGGGUUAGGGUUGGGCUUGGAGCUAGGAUUUUUCUGAGUGCAAUGAACCAACUCCCGAGUCUCUAGGACGUUCCUAAAAAAAUUAGAUUUUUUCCCAUAGGAAUGCAUGGGUUAGGGUUAGGGUUAGGGUUGGAGCUAGGGUUAGGGUUAGGGUUCGGGUUGGAGUUAGGGUUAGUGUUGGAGCUAGGGUUAGGGUUGGGCUUGGAGCUAGGAUUUUUCUGAGUGCAAUGAACCAACUCCCGAGUCUCUAGGACGUUCCUAAAAAAAUUUGAUUUUUUCCCAUAGGAAUGCAUGGGUUAGGGUUAGGGUUAGGGUUGGAGCUAGGGUUAGGGUUAAGGUUAGGGUUGGAGUUAGGGUUAGUGUUGGAGCUAGGGUUAGGGUUGGGCUUGGAGCUAGGAUUUCUCUGAGUGCAAUGAACCAACUCCCGAGUCUCUAGGACGUUCCUAAAAAAAAUUGAUUUUUUCCCAUAGGAAUGCAUGGGUUAGGGUUAGGGUUGGAGCUGGGGUUAGGGUUAGGGUUAGGGUUGGAGUUAGGGUUAGUGUUGGAGCUAGGGUUAGGGUUGGGCUUGGAGCUAGGAUUUUUAUGAGUGCAAUGAACCAACUCCCGAGUCUCUAGGACGUUCCUAAAAAAAAUUGAUUUUUUCCCAUAGGAAUGCAUGGGUUAGGGUUAGGGUUAGGGUUGGAGCUAGGGUUAGGGUUAGGGUUAGGGUUGGAGUUAGGGUUAGUGUUGGAGCUAGGGUUAGGGUUGGGCUUGGAGCUAGGAUCUUUCUGAGUGCAAUGAACCAACUCCCGAGUCUCUAGGACGUUCCUAAAAAAAUUUGAUUUUUUCCCAUAGGAAUGCAUGGGUUAGGGUUAGGGUUAGGGUUGGAGCUAGGGUUAGGGUUAGGGUUAGGGUUGGACCUAGGGUUAGGGUUAGGGUUGGAGCUAGGGUUAGGGUUAGGGUUAGGGUUGGAGCUAGGGUUAGGGUUAGGGUUGGAGCUAGGGUAAGGGUUAGGGUUAGGGUUCGGGUUGGAGCUAGGGUUAGGGUUAGGGUUAGGGUUGGAGCUAGGGUUAGGGUUAGGGUUGGAGCUAGGGUUAGGGUUAGGGUUAGGGUUGGAGCUAGGGUUAGGGUUAGGGUUAGGGUUGGAGCUAGGGUUAGAGUUAGGGUUAGGGUUGGAGUUAGGUAUGUGCAUUUUUGAGGUGACCCACCCCCUUGGUAACUUUUGAACGGAAGGUUGUAGAGCGCUGAAACUUGCAUGUUGGGGAGUGGAAGAUUUUUCUGAGUCCAAUGAACCAACUCCCGAGUCUCUAGGAUGUACCUAAAAAAAGUUGAUUUUUUCCCAUUGGAAUGCAUGUUGAAAAAAUUUUGAAAAUAUGCCAACCCAAUUUUUCACCUUCCAGAAUUGUGUUAGGAGCACGUUUCAGGCCACGGGGAAUCUAUAGAACCUAAUUCUGGGGGAAGUUUUUUGAAAAGUUUACUUAGGGCUAGGGUUAGGGUUAGGGUUGGAGCUAGAGUUAGGGUUAGGGUUAGGGUUGGAGCUAGGGUUAGGGUUAGGGUUAGGUUUAGGGUUGGAGCUAGGGUUAGGGUUAGGGUUAGGGUUGGAGCCAGGGUUAGGGUUAGGGUUAGGGUUAGGGUUAGAGCUAGGGUUAGGGUUAGGGUUAGGGUUUGAGCUAGGGUUAGGGUUAGGGUUAGGGUUAGGGUUGGAGCUAGGGUUAGGGUUAGAGUUAGGGUUAGGGUUGGAGCUAGGGUUAGGGUUAGGGUUAGGGUUAGGGUUGGAGCUAGGGUUAGGGUUAGGGUUGGACCUAGGGUUAGGGUUAGGGUUAGGGUUGGAGCCAGGGUUAGGGUUAGGGUUAGGGUUGGACCUAGGGUUAGGGUUAGGGUUAGGGUUGGAGCUAGGGUUAGGGUUGGAGUUAGGGUUGGAGCUAGGGUUAGGGUUAGGGUUAGGGUUGGAGCUAGGGUUAGGGUUAGGGUUAGGGUUAGAUUUGGAGCUAGGGUUAGGGUUAGGGUUAGGGUUGGAGCUAGGGUUAGGGUUAGGGUUAGGGUUGGAGCUAGGGUUAGGGUUAGGGUUAGGGUUAGUGUUGGAGCUAGGGUUAGGGUUAGGGUUAGGGUUGGAGCUAGGGUUAGGGUUAGGCUUAGGGUUAGGGUUGGAGCUAGGGUUAGGGUUAGGGUUAGGGUUGGAGCUAGGGUUAGGGUUAGGGUUAGGGUUGGAGCUAGGGUUAGAGUUAGGAUUAGGGUUGGAGUUAGGUAUGUGCAUUUUUGAGGUGACCCACCCCCUUGGUAACUUUUGAACGGAAGGUUGUAGAGCGCUGAAACUUGCAUGUUGGGGAGUGGAAGAUUUUUCUGAGUCCAAUGAACCAACUCCCGAGUCUCUAGGACGUACCUAAAAAAAAGUUGAUUUUUUCCCAUUGGAAUGCAUGUUGAAAAAAUUUUGAAAAUGUGCCAACCCAAUUUUUCACCUUCCAGAAUUGUGUUAGGAGCACGUUUCAGGCCACGGGGAGUCUAUAGAACCUAAUUCUGGGGGAAGUUUUUUGAAAAGUUUACUUAGGGCUAGGGUUAGGGUUAGGGUUGGAGCUAGAGUUAGGGUUAGGGUUAGGGUUGGAGCUAGGAUUAGGGUUAGGGUUAGGUUUAGGGUUGGAGCUAGGGUUAGGGUUAGGGUUAGGGUUGGAGCUAGGGUUAGGGUUAGGGUUAGGGUUAGGGUUGGAGCUAGGGUUAGGGUUAGGGUUAGGGUUAGGGUUAGGGUUGGAGCUAGGGUUAGGGUUAGGGUUAGGGUUAGGGUUGGAGCUAGGGUUAGGGUUAGGGUUGGAGUUAGGGUUAGGGUUAGGGUUGGAGCUAGGGUUAGGGUUAGGGUUAGGGUUGGAGCUAGGGUUAGGGUUAGGGUUAGGGUUGGAGCUAGGGUUAGGGUUAGGGUUGGAGCAAGGGUUAGGGUUAGGGUUAGGGUUGGAGCUAGGGUUAGGGUUAGGGUUAGGGUUGGAGCUAGGGUUAGGGUUAGGGUUGGAGCUAGGGUAGGGUUGGAGCUAGGGUUAGGGUUAGGGUUAGGGUUGGAGCUAGGGUUAGGGUUAGGGUUAGGGUUGGAGCUAGGGUUAGAGUUAGGGUUAGGGUUGGAGCUAGGGUUAGGGUUAGGGUUAGGGUUAGAUUUGGAGCUAGGGUUAGGGUUAGGGUUAGGGUUGGAGCUAGGGUUAGGGUUAGGGUUAGGGUUGGAGCUAGGGUUAGGGUUAGGGUUAGGGUUAGUGUUGGAGCUAGGGUUAGGGUUAGGGUUAGGGUUGGAGCUAGGGUUAGGGUUAGGCUUAGGGUUAGGGUUGGAGCUAGGGUUAGGGUUAGGGUUAGGGUUGGAGCUAGGGUUAGGGUUAGGGUUAGGGUUGGAGCUAGGGUUAGAGUUAGGAUUAGGGUUGGAGUUAGGUAUGUGCAUUUUUGAGGUGACCCACCCCCUUGGUAACUUUUGAACGGAAGGUUGUAGAGCGCUGAAACUUGCAUGUUGGGGAGUGGAAGAUUUUUCUGAGUCCAAUGAACCAACUCCCGAGUCUCUAGGACGUACCUAAAAAAAAGUUGAUUUUUUCCCAUUGGAAUGCAUGUUGAAAAAAUUUUGAAAAUAUGCCAACCCAAUUUUUCACCUUCCAGAAUUGUGUUAGGAGCACGUUUCAGGCCACGGGGAAUCUAUAGAACCUAAUUCUGGGGGAAGUUUUUUGAAACGUUUACUUAGGGCUAGGGUUAGGGUUAGGGUUGGAGCUAGGGUUAGGGUUAGGGUUAGGGUUGGAGCUAGGGUUAGGGUUAGGGUUAGGUUUAGGGUUGGAGCUAGGGUUAGGGUUAGGGUUAGGGUCGGAGCUAGGGUUAGGGUUAGGGUUAGGGUUAGGGUUGGAGCUAGGGUUAGGGUUAGGGUUAGGGUUAGGGUUGGAGCUAGGGUUAGGGUUAGGGUUAGGGUUAGGGUUGGAGCUAGGGUUAGGGUUAGGGUUGGAACUAGGGUUAGGGUUAGGGUUAGGGUUGGAGCUAGGGUUAGGGUUAGGGUUAGGUUUAGGGUUGGAGCUAGGGUUAGGGUUAGGGUUAGGGUUGGAGCUAGGGUUAGGGUUAGGGUUAGGGUUGGAGCUAGGGUUAGGGUUAGGGUUGGAGCUAGGGUUAGGGUUAUGGUUAGGGUUGGAGCUAGGGUUAGGGUUAGGGUUGGAGCUAGGGUUAGGGUUAGGGUUAGGGUUGGAGCUAGGGUUAGGGUUAGGGUUAGGGUUGGACCUAGGGUUAGGGUUAGGGUUAGGGUUGGAGCUAGGUUUAGGGUUAGGGUUAGGGUUGGAGCUAGGGUUAGGGUUAGGGUUAGGGUUGGAGCUAGGGUUAGGGUUAGGGUUGGAGCUAGGGUAGGGUUAGGGUUAGGGUUAGGGUUGGAGCUAGGGUUAGGGUUAGGGUUAGGGUUGGAGCUAGGGUUAGGGUUAGGGUUAGGGUUGGAGCUAGGGUUAGGGUUGGAGCCAGGGUUAGGGUUAGGGUUUGAGCAAGGGUUAGGGUUAGGGUUAGGGUUGGAGCUAGGGUUAGGGGUAGGGUUAGGGUUGGAGCUAGGGUUAGAGUUAGGGUUAGGGUUGGAGUUAGGUAUGUGCAUUUUUGAGGUGACCCACCCCCUUGGUAACUUUUGAACGGAAGGUUGUAGAGCGCUGAAACUUGCAUGUUGGGGAGUGGAAGAUUUUUCUGAGUCCAAUGAACCAACUCCCGAGUCUCUAGGACGUACCUAAAAAAAGUUGAUUUUUUCCCAUAGGAAUGCAUGUUGAAAAAAUUUUGAAAAUGUGCCAACCCAAUUUUUCACCUUCCAGAAUUGUGUUAGGAGCACGUUUCAGGCCACGGGGAGUCUAUAGAACCUAAUUCUGGGGGAAGUUUUUUGAAAAGUUUACUUAGGGCUAGGGUUAGGGUUAGGGUUGGAGCUAGAGUUAGGGUUAGGGUUAGGGUUGGAGCUAGGAUUAGGGUUAGGGUUAGGUUUAGGGUUGGAGCUAGGGUUAGGGUUAGGGUUAGGGUUGGAGCUAGGGUUAGGGUUAGGGUUAGGGUUAGGGUUGGAGCUAGGGUUAGGGUUAGGGUUAGGGUUAGGGUUGGAGCUAGGGUUAGGGUUAGGGUUGGAGUUAGGGUUAGGGUUAGGGUUGGAGCUAGGGUUAGGGUUAGGGUUAGGGUUGGAGCUAGGGUUAGGGUUAGGGUUAGGGUUGGAGCUAGGGUUAGGGUUAGGGUUAGGGUUGGAGCUAGGGUUAGGGUUAGGGUUAGGGUUAGGGUUAGGGUUGGAGCUAGGGUUAGGGUUAGGGUUAGGGUUGGAGCUAGGGUUAGGGUUAGGGUUAGGGUUAGGGUUGGAGCUAGGGUUAGGGUUAGGGUUAGGGUUGGAGCUAGGGUUAGGGUUAGGGUUAGGGUUGGAGCUAGGGUUAGAGUUAGGAUUAGGGUUGGAGUUAGGUAUGUGCAUUUUUGAGGUGACCCACCCCCUUGGUAACUUUUGAACGGAAGGUUGUAGAGCGCUGAAACUUGCAUGUUGGGGAGUGGAAGAUUUUUCUGAGUCCAAUGAACCAACUCCCGAGUCUUUAGGACGUACCUAAAAAAAGUUGAUUUUUCCCAUAGGAAUGCAUGUUGAAAAAAUUUUGAAAAUUUUUCCAAGUGCCAACCCAAUUUUUCACCUUCCAGAAUUGUGUUAGGAGCACGUUUCAGGCCACUGGGAGUCUAUAGAACCUAAUUCUGGGGGAAGUUGAAAAGUUUACUUAGGGCUAGGGUUAGGGUUAGGGUUGGAGCUAGAGUUAGGGUUAAGGUUAGGGUUGGAGCUAGGGUUAGGGUUAGGGUUAGGGUUAGGGUUGGAGCUAGGGUUAGGGUUAGGGUUAGGGUUGGAGCUAGGGUUAGGGUUAGGGUUAGGGUUAGGGUUGGAGCUAGGGUUAGGGUUAGGGUUAGGGUUGGAGCUAGGGUUAGGGUUAGGGUUAGGGUUGGAGCUAGGGUUAGGGUUAGGGUUGGAGUUAGGGUUAGGGUUAGGGUUAGGGUUGGAGCUAGGGUUAGGGUUAGGGUUAGGGUUGGAGCUAGGGUUAGGGUUAGGGUUAGGGUUAGGGUUGGAGCUAGGGUUAGGGUUAGGGUUAGGGUUGGAGCUAGGGUUAGGGUUAGGGUUAGGGUUAGGGUUAGGGUUUGAGCUAGGGUUAGGGUUAGGGUUAGGGUUGGAGCUAGGGUUAGGUGUGGGGUUAGGGUUAGGGUUGGAGCUAGGGUUAGGGUUAUGGUUAGGGUUGGAGCUAGGGUUAGGGUUAGGUUGGAGCUAGGGUUAGGGUUAUGGUUAGGGUUGGAGCUAGGGUUAGGGUUAGUGCUAGGUUGGAGCUAGGGUUAGGGUUAGGGUUGAUGCUAGGGUUAGGGUUGGAGCUAGGGUUAGGGUUAGGGUUGCAGCUAGGGUUAGGGUUAGGGUUAGGGUUGGAGCUAGGGUUGCAGCUAGGGUUAGGGUUCGGGUUGGAGCUAGGGUUAGGGUUAGGGUUGGAGCUAGGAUUAGGGUUAGGGUUAGGGUUGCACCCUGACCAAUAGGAGCUGUCCAGGACGGAUGGCUCCCAUUGGUCAAUGUUUUUUCAGCCCUGCACCUGUGAGGAUGAACUUUUUUUUUUUUUUUUUUUCACUUCACUUUGUGGAGAUCAUACUAUAGGACUAUGAUCGCCAUAUAGAUCAAAUUCGUAAUGAUGACCAAUCUCUUCAAUCGUCAACCAUGCCUUUAACUCUUCUUUAUUGUUUAAAAAUUCCAGUGAUCAUUGAUUAUUGCUUGUACUGUUGCGGUUAAAAGACUGAGUCAGCUCUUAAGUUCUGCCUCAGCUCUUAAGGGAGAACCAUUAAGCAAAGACCAAACAUGAUCAGAUGACUGGGCUGAGACUGUCUCUGGAGAUGUCUUUCAUUGACUAUGUUGUGUAACCACGUUGAACAUGUUGUUGCGUUGGUUUCAGGGUGACAAAGACAACAAAACUCUUUUUUUUCUUCCUGUUUUAAGUUGUGUUUUCUCCAAACAUAAAGCAGCACUUUGUAGAUGAUUACUGCAGUUUACAACUUUCCUUACAUAAGACCCAAUUUGGAGCAGCUCGGUCUUUGUACAGAAUUCACAGGGUGAGUUUUGUGUUUUCUGUCUGAUCUGUAAAGACUAAAAAGUCAGUGGUAGUCUGUGGUUGUGAAUCCUCUGGGAAAGCUGGCUAUGAAUAUUUGAUUUAAAUACUCCUUUUUAUCACUGACAUGGCUCAGGGCAGGGAUCCUCAUUGAUCUGGGGUUAUAAUCACAGAUUAAAAAGAACUCUCCCCAAACGAUUCCCUGAUUAAAGCCGUGUUUAUAUGCUCUGCUCAUGACCAAGUGAGAUUCACAGAGGCAUUAAAGAAAGCCCCUGUAGGAUGAGCAGUGCUGCGAACACACACCCUUUAAUGUGGCUCCCACUGGCUAUUGUGAACACCAAGACUCUGGCUCCAUUUCAACUCAUUAGCUGCAGAACUUGGCCUGAAUCUAAUAUGUCAAGCUCAGGAAUCCAGUUCACAGACAGAUGAAGGGAUAAAGAAGGAAUAGAAAGUGAGACAUUUUCUAGAGACCAAGAAAUUUGUUUCUUUUGGAUCUUUGUGUUUCACUCAAAGUUUUUAACACAUGAUAGAAGUUUUUCUGUGUAUGUUGGCGUCGCUUUCACAUGUAAACUGUAGAAAAACAAGUUCUUAUCAUACAUAUUGGCAUAAGCACUGUAAAUUUUCAUAGUCUUUUCCUGCAUCUAGAAUUCAAUUAUUAUGCACAGACUUUCUGCUUUUUUUCUGAUAUAGUACUGUCUGACCUUUUACUCACAGGUUUGUCUGAACCUCAAUUCUGAAUGCUGAUUGAAGGAACUUAACCACCGGCUCUUCUCCAUCCUGCAGAGGCAGAUAAAUACCUAAACUGCAAGCCAAUGGUAUUUGAAUGGGCUCUUGGCCCCCUGUCAAACCUCCAUUUGUGAGUUUAAACGAUUGCUGAAUUUCAUCUUAAUUACAACAAAGACGAGCCAAGCCCAGAGUUCAUUCUCAUCUUUGCCAAUUAUGGAUGUGGCUGGCAACGCAGUGGUUUCCACCUCUCAUUUCUCAAAGCCAUUUGGUCCCCAGAAGCAGAGACGAUUGGUACGUGCCCGUCCUCUCUCUGCUGUGCUCAAAAUGAAGCAGAUGAGAUUACUCUGUGUGCAUGAAGAUGAUUUCACCUAAUAUCAACUUAGAGCCUGCUCUGUGCAUACUAAUCAUAUGGAUAUGUUCCCUCAUACCAACCAGCACUCACCUUCAUUAGUCUUUAAAUUGAAGCAUAGUUUUUCUAAUAUGACUGAUAUAGCACAAAAGUUUGGUUUAGACCUCUGAGACUGAUAACUGUGACAAAGUUAGACUCCCUAGAUUCUCUGUCUAGGGGCUGUAAGGAAUGAUGUGCACAUUAAUUCAUGAAAAAUUAGGUUAAAGAGGGGAGUGUUUGCUGGCAACCAAUCUCUCCAACAGCUACUCUUAAUUCAUGUUUUGCCAUAUCAGAUUAAAUUUGCUUUCUUCAUGCAUGUGCUUAAGAUAAUCUGUUCCAGCAUUCAGAGUUGUGAUUAUCCUGGUGGCAAGGACAGAAAGAUAGAGAGGCUAUAGCAGCCCCAAGUAAUUAAAUUAGCCCUGAAUGGCUAAUUGGAUCAAUUUGGGAGGCAGACACUGUCAAGGAUAAGAGUAAUCAUCUAUGCAGCAGCAAUCUUUUAUUGCUCAGACACGUCUUGUAGAAAGACAAGGUGUGAUCCCGAAGGUUAAUGUAAUUACUGUCCAAUUCUUUCGCUCACUGUGCACAAUAACGCUAAUUAAUCUAAGAUUGCUGGACUAUAAUGAAGUGCGACAAGCUCAGGUAAUGCUGAUUAUAGUAUUUAGGACACGGCUGAAUAUUCUAUGUAUUUCCUCAUCUCGGGCUGUCGUGAUGAUGCUGCAAUGAGCCCAGUCUUUCUUCACACUCUAUAUUGGCUUCAAAGAUAUGGAUCCACUGCAAAAGAAAGUAUAUUUUGUUUUAAAUUUGCUCCUGAGUUUUAGUAUGAUCAUCAUGCAUUUUAUUCCAAUACAGUGGUGAUUUACAUUUGAUCCAAGACGAGCUCACUGGGCUCAGUGAGGUGUAAAGCGAUGUAAUGAGAGAGAGACUUGGCUUAUGAGCAGAGCAUUCAUAUUCAUUAGCAGCAGGCAUUAACAUAUGAUGCCAGUGACGGAUCUCUGAUGCAUGUUUUAUGAAUGCAGUUAAUAGCACGCUGACAGCAUGGUGGGCCAUAAAGGACCAGAGCAAUCCACUGAAUGAAAGCCACAGAGUAGUGGGACGAUUAUUGAUUCUCCCCUGUGUCCUAUUGAUCUCUGACGUUUUCAUCUGGCACAGAGCUGCUAAUCUGCUGUGUAUCAGAGAGACACCCACAGUGCAGCCCAUUGACUCUGCUAUCAAUAGCCACAAAGCUGGAUAUCAUUAAAUCCUCAUCACUUUGUUUCCCCCAGCCAGCCGCCACAGACGACUGAGCACUCUGCGUGACCUCUGAAUAACCACUGUCCACCAGCUUGUUUAUGGCUCCGGCUUCUGCCGUGUGACAUUUACUGCCUCUUUUUUUAAUAGGCCAGUGUAACAGCUCUGCUGUACACAUAGCUGAUAUUGACCACUGCCUCAGAGUGUGCGGCUGAACAUGGUUUUAUCCCAUCGAGUGUGCAGAUAUAGUAGGUCAACGGAAAGUACACUCAAGCUUUGUCAGCAAACACGGGCUGAAUCCUUCGAUUUGUCAUCAGGGCAAAUGUUAGAAAUGGAUUACAAGCUUUUGAAAACCAGCACAAACCCACACAAUACAGCAUUUUGGGUAGUUUUAAAGAGCCACUGAUUUUACAGGAUAGAAAAACAGUAGAGUACUGUGUCCUGUGUGUCUGAAAAGAGGCUCUAACUCUAAUGAUGUCAUAGCAGUCAUCACUACCAUCUCCUCAAGAGCUUGGAGACAAAUUUCUGACAAAGAUUUUUAUGUUUCAAAUUGGAGAUGGAGAUUUUAAAAGAAACAGAUGUGAAAACUUCUACCAAAUUGCAUUUUUUAAAAUGUUCAAUUUUGUGUUUAUGAUCAUAACUUAAGAUAUGUGGAGUAAGGGUGAGGGUAUCCUGGUCUUUGCUGCCUCUCCUGAACACUGAAUCCUUCGUGUGGUAGCUAGCUGCCUCCCCUAACUUCAUGGAGGAGAUGUACAAAACUGUUGGUGCGCUCCUCAGCUUAAAAUAAAAGAGACAAAUAGUGACCGUUUUGUGCAGGAUCACAUGAUAAUACCAAACUUAUGUCGACAUGGUGACUGUGGUUUUCUGAAGAACAGGGAAGAUGAGAAACACAUUUCAGUGCUGACAGUGCAGAGGAGGAGCCUCCCUCCCCCAGAGAGAGAGGGGGCAGCGGGGGACAAGGACAGGUGACGUGAGGAUCGAUGGUGCUUAAGGUGUGGGGGUGACAAGGACAGGUGCAGGGGAGCGCUGUGCGAUGGUCCAUUAGAGAUGGAGGCUCCCUGCUGAGAGCAGACAGCAUGAUAAACAGCUUCAGCUCUGAUAAUAGUCUGGCUGAUCAAUAGCCUGUCCGCCCUCUGUGCCUGGAGCAGCAGCCACAACAGCUGACCCCCAGGUCAUGAGUCUGCGUGUGUUUUUGGCGUGUGUGUGUGUGGGAGGGCGGGGGUUUGGGAGGAAAGCUAUUGGUGAAUCAGUCGGAGCAUCACAUUGACCCCCUGACCUCUCUGACUAACCUUAUCUUCCUGAUGUAAUAGAAUCAACCAAGCAUAUCCAAUUAGUAUCUGCAUGUCCUUCACUUAAGCUCUAAUGGUUUAUUCAUAGUGUAACACUGAAGACAUUUUCACAUCCGCUCCUGUCAUCCUCACUGAGGAAACUUUCCUCCUGCUGCUCGUGUCCUACACUCCUUACCCUGUAGAGGUUGAUCCUGCAGAUCUUUGGGUGCUCGGACAGUUGAAAGUGGCUCAUAUCUGUAAGCAUUAUGCAGCAGCUCACUGAGUACCUAUAUAAUGUGUUGUGUCAGUCUCUUUUUUUGUAUUUCAUAUCCUGAUGUGUCAAUUAGAGAUCUGAUGAUGUCCUUUACAUUUGUAACAGGGAUUUAGUUUCUGCCUGAUAACAUUUUGUGGACAAAUAGACCAUGAUCACAAAAUAACUGAUAGCAGAAUUAUUGUGAGUUGCAGCUGGUUCACGGAACAGACAAAUGUGUUGUGACAGCACUGAUGGCAAUACAAAGAUGACGAGUGGACGGCACUGUUGUGUUGUAAUUACAAGAAUAAGAUGAAUUCCCAGUUAAACCACUUACAGUGUCAGUAUGGUUAUAAAGUACUUCUCUAUUUCAUUUCCUGUAACUCUAUGAUUCUGUCGUUUGUUCCUUUUAGGUCAUGUAUCACUACAUAUCCCACAAAAUAAUCACAUAAUUAAUGUGUGAAACAUUUACAGACAUAGAACAACAGACCACGUGUGCUCUGACUGAAAUCAGCUCCAUAUCAACUAUAUCUUUUAAUAAUAUUACUGAUUUGGGAAUAUUUUGAUGUGGUCACUGUUUCUUUUUAAAGUCCCACUCCAAUCGUUUUUGUUUUACUACUUUAAGUGUUCUCAGAGGUCUUGAAAUUGUAGUUAUGAAGUUUUUACCAAAAAUCAUGUUAUCUGUGUCAUUUUCAAGAGCUUUUCUUCUGCAGAGCUCCAGCAGCUCAUUAGCAAUUUGCCUCCGAGUCGUGGGCGGAGACAGCACUGCUCUGCACCCUUGUCUUCACACUAGCUUGCAGCCUAACAUUGCCUGUGCAAUGGAAGUAGCAGGUAACAUAGGAACUAUUCAGAUCUCGGACACAUAUCUUUAGGGACAAAUAAGGGAUAAGGGAUUAGGGAUAAAACCUAAUAUCAUUGUUAGCUUUCUUACGAGCAUUGCAAUCCGCUAACGCACACCUUGUUCCGCGAUUGUCUCCUCUAUUUUUUCGAAUGUGGCCUGUAUAGUGGGGGCUCCGAGGGCAGAACUUGGAUUUGCUAUGUAGGAAAUCUCACUGUUUCUGAACCUGCUGUUUGGAUCUGCCAGAGAUUCACAGCGAUCUGAAUGAAGAAACACUCAGAGAAGCAAUUUCGCAAUUAGUUUUCUUACAAUAUGUCCUGUCGCAUCAGAAAAAUGCCAUGUGAAGAUACAAAAAACAAGAAAAACAUGAUUUCCAUCAGAGUGGGUCUUUAAGGGAAGUGAAGUACUAUCACUGAGCACAUCCUCAUACUUUCCAGCCAAAGUGUUUCAGAUUGUAAACUAAUAAGCUUUGGUUGUUUGUGUAUUAACAGACUGUAUUUUUAGAGCCAUCCGUCUGUGUCUGUGAGGGGAUCUAAGGGUUUAUAGUCUUACAGCACAACAAUGAAGGAUUACAGAACAAGACACCAGCGACAGGAGGAGUUGAUGUAGUAGACAUCUGACAACCUCUGACCUGUUGUGGCUGAAAUAAUCACUGAAACACUGAUCCGAGAGAAGAUGUUUGAAUACUCUUACAUUUCAGAAACCUCACAGGCUAUGAGGCUAAGUGGAAUAUGAAAUUGUGCCCAGAAAAGACACAAUUAUCUUGUUUGUCUUGGUGCUUAUUUUGCUAGUUUGUCAUUUGUCAUUGUCACAACAAGAAAGGAUAUUCUUUUUGCUUGUUUUUAGACGGGGGCAAGUAUUCAAGAGUACAAAAAAGAGGAAGUAAUAGUGUUUCAGCAAGUGGUUGCGGCAACGCAUCUGUGAGUAGAUGUGGAAAAACAACAUGAAUUGAGACAGACACACACACACACACACACUCAGACAGACACACAUAGACACACGCACACACUCACUUAGAAGUGUUGUCACUCACUGAGUCAAAACCACACGUCUGCUCUGAAGUCCUUUCUUCUCGACGUGCCUGCGUUAUCUCACAGCUACAGUUGUGGCUUCAAUGGCGGUGAGACAUCCUGACUUGGAAAGUGAGACUCCAUAUCUUGAGCAACCCCACAAGCCAUAAACCGCAGGCAGCAGCUUCUGCAGCCCAGCUCGCUGCGACUUCAAACACUAACAAGCUGGAAUAACAUUUUGCUUGGGGUGGCUUCCCUUGACGGCUCCCAGCUGCUGGCAGGCUGAUGGAAGGAAGACAAGAUUUAUUACAGGCCUUGUCGCAUUUGGAUAAAACCUAACCGCAUAGUAUAGAAACUGUGGGAUCACAGAAUGUGUCAUUACUGCAGCUCUCUCCGCAGAUCAGUGCAAGAUCCAUGCUGGAAUCAGUCCUUCGGAAAAUCAAUUUCCAUGUCUGAGCUAGAGUCCUGCUGUCAGUGUCUCUUGAAAGCUUUGAGUGGAAUUAAAUUGACAUUUGAGGUGGAGAGUGAAUUACUUUAAACCUGCUGCAAUUUAAAUGAUACUGUAAAGCUGGUAGAAAAUACCGCAGCGUCGGAAUACCAAAUUGGAAAAGUGGAAAGUCCAAUCCUCACAGUGAGAUAAACAAUCAUCCCACGUAGUGUUCAGCUCCCAUGGUUUGUUAAGAUGUCGGGUGUCAUGCUAUUUCAUAACAGGAAGUGUGAGGUGAUGAUGAAGCAGCGAUCUGACCCACGAACACCCUCUCGGAGGGACUACAGGAGUGCAGAUGGGAUGACAGAGAGCAGAUAUGUGGGAGUCUGGAUUUGAAAGAUUUAUAAGCUCUGGCCCGAGGACAGCAGUGAAUCGUCUCUGCUGAAUCACCCUCUCAGGAAUGAACGUUAAAUACACAAAAAGGAUACUUACCUUAACAAGUCUGAGCAGAGUGCUGUCACAGUUCACAGGGUUACUUCAUACCUGUGAGACAAGGAAGUGAGAACACAAAGUAAGCAGUUUCACCAAAGAAAAAACAAGAAGUGGGUGGAAAGUAUAUGAGGAGACUUUUGGUUUCAAAGGCAGUUUUGGAGCUGUCAUCACAGCUGUUGAAAGGUCAAGUAGUUUUUGUGUGUGUGUGUUAGUGUGUGUGUCUACAUAUCAGAUGUACUCUGCUGCAAAUACUGAGGCAGAGAGACUCAAUCACAGGCCAAACGAAUAGUGUAACCCUGCCUCCAUAUUGCCAUAUUGUUUUUUUCGCACGCAGUCUGUUUUACCUCCUCUCACCUCGUCUUCAGUAUGUAUACAGCAGUGGAUCAAAUUACAUCAGAGGCUACAGCUGCAUAUGUCUCCUUUAAACAUCACACUCACUCUCGAUUUUAAUCCAAUUAUAAUCGGACAAUUUGUUCAAAACAUAACAGGAGUUGAUUGCUGCCGGAUAUGUGCUGUUUAUCCUCCCGAGAAGGGAAGAUGAGACAGCACUGAGACCACCCACUUGGACUGGCAGACCACGGCUUGCAAAGCCACAAGCCCCCUCUCCAACCAGAUAAAUCUGUGCUUUCAUGAACCACAUGAGAGGGCUGUACAUCUGCAGAACAUUUCAGGCUGCAUAUGGUCUUAGUGCAACUCGCAAUUUAAACAUCAGAGAGCUGUGAAGUGGUGGAAAUUAGGGAUUUGGGUUGCGGAUGAUGGAAAGUUGUGUGGUUACGAAAACAGGAUGAGUGAAGGACGGUAAUUCAUCUGAGUGGGGUGGAUAACACAAGACACCUGUCUGCUCCUUCAUCCUGUCUGUCUGUGUCUCGAUUACAAUCUCCACUCGUUUCAAAGUGUGGCUUUAGACAGAGCUUGUCUUUCGCCAUCAAUAACACACACCUGUUUAGGGUGUGUUGGGGGUGACUCAUCAUCCGUCCGUCUCUAACAUAGACUAAAUAAAGUUAAGGAAUGAAAGUUGAUGUUUCUACUUUUUUCUUGCUGCAUUAGUUUGAUUUAUAACUGCGAGUCAGGCUGCAUUGCACUAAAAAUAACAAAGCAGCAGUAGCAGCACUCGCGGCCCUGUGAUUGUAUUGAUUUUGAUAGCCGGCCCCGGUGUUUGUGUGGCUUGGGGCGUAUUUUAUCGAGAGCAGUAAAAUAACAAAGGAGAUGGGCUGGAAGUUCUCUAUGUAUACCAAUCAGAAUUUAUAAAUUGCUCCAUUACCUUUAUUUCCCUUGGUUACUCUGGGAACAUUAGCAAUUAUUCUCUCAUGGGCUUGGCUCAUAAAACUAAUAAUCUGGUGAUUUAGUGCCUUGUGGCACGCUGCACCCAGUCUGGCCUGCUCUAAUCCAUUCAUCUUACCACCUAUUAGUUUUAUUUUGGAGGGACAAAUUGCGUUCCAAGAGAAAAUGGGUCAAUAGGUGUCCUCUAUUAGAAAUCGCUAACAAUGUAACUGUGUUUUUCUUCAGUGCAUAUGUGUUUGGUAGUGUAGCACAGGCUGAUUAUCAUUCUAUUUGCAUACCAGGAGGUAGCCUCAAUUAUCUUUCUUGGGCUGCAUGACAAAUUGCAAAUAGCCAAGGUUAUGUAUUCAAACCCUAAUUUAUUCUGUUUGCUUCAGAGCUAGUGUGGGUGUAUAUUGGCUUGUAUGAGUGUGAAUGCAUCUAUGCACACCUGUAUGUGCUGCAAAAUGAAGUCACCAGUGUUUCGCCUCUGUUUUUUUUUCCUCUUUCAGUGUGUGAUCAUGGAGAUGGAUGUCAGGGCCUGUGAGCUGAGAGGUCUUUUGCUGCAUGGUGGCUCCGUGCCGCUGUACCAUUAGCAGGCCCCCGGGGAGAGAAAGACCCCGAAUCUGGAGAGACAGACUCAGAUUAGAUUAUAAAUCACCACCCUGGGGACCCGAGCAAAAUAGUGACAUCAUCACUCCAAGACCCUCUGUCCUGAGAUCUGGCUGACGAUGCAGUCCAGCAGCAGUUGCUUACAGCUGAUAUGAGCUGGCAGCAGACUGUGGCACAACACAUUCGUCUCAAACUGCCAGGCUUAUUCAACAUCUGUGUCACCUCAACACCUUUAUCAGUUCUGUGACAUAAUCUGUUUAUUCAUUCAAUACUGCAGAGCUUAUUUUUCUUUUUCUUGAAGAUAAGAAUGAGCUUUAGUACACAGUGGAAACAUAACACAUGUAUGUUUUUUGACCGAUAGGAGCAAACAUAUUCUCACUCUGUCACAGCUCAAGUCCUGCAGUGUUUCUGCUGCUGGCUGUGAAGUAGCUGUGUGUUAAGCCCACUGUGUAGUCAGGUCUGUAAUAAGGCCUGUAGAUCCUUCCCGCCCUCCCACAUACACACACACACUCACACUCAGAGGUCUGUGGUCACACAGCUGGCCCUGUCUGGCCAACCACUCCAACCUCACCACUUCCCCUCUCUGGGUGGGAUGACAGACACAGGGAGCAGGGAGGGGAGAAGGGAGGGAGGAGGCCCUUCUUGCUCUCCAGAUGUGGCCGGCCUGUCUGUCUGCCUUGGCUGUACAUACAGUAGACAGACAGUGAGGUGUUAAGACAAACAGGGAACAAGUGUUUUGUGUAUCCUAAAAUGAACCUCUCACAGUCACAUGGCACCUUGGUGGCCCCUGGACUAUAGAGUCCAUGUCCCCAUCAGCUGGUCAGUUCUUCUCUCAUCAGCAUACACAUUGUCACAUAGCUGUAACACAGACGUUUAUCCAAAGUGAGGCACGCUGUCCACUAUUAUCACUAUCAUGGCACACAGUGCUCAGCUGACGGUGGAAACAAAUGCUACGGGCUGAACACUUUGGACUAAAUGGAAGUUGACAGUUUUAAUUCGGGUCCCUUCAGGGACUCACUUUAACUGGCUGAGAGGAGCCGUCUCCCACAGUACACUGCAGUCCUGCUUUAUUAGUCCAUGAAGGGUGGAGGGGAUGCAUUUGUCACAUGAGAGGAGUCAUCACGGUCCCCCAGCGGGCGGCCUCUGUCCCCAACAGGCUCUGCUGAUGUAAUCUGCCAGACUUAAACUUACAUUUACACAGAAUCCACAGAUGCGAUAAGAGGCCCCAAGGCCGGCUUAUCUGCAGCUAUCAGAGGAGAGGAGCCGAGCCAACUUUCCCUCUCCUUCUCCCCCUGUGUCCUGCAGCCCUGCUGCUCUGUCAGACUGCUGCAGAUUUGUGUAAUGACAUCAGAGGGAGACUGAGGCCUGGCGACAGUGGCCCAAAGGCGCCCGAAUCGUAAAACCUAAUUGGUGGCUGUCGUAAGUUAACUACAUAGCAAAUUUCCACAUUCUCCCUGUGCUGCUGUAGUAUUUGAGUGGCUUUGAGCUGGGAGUAGCUAUUUGAAACUGCUUGUAUCAUUUGUAAGCAGCUUCUGUAUAUGUGAGGUUUGCAUGCAGGGAGAGAUUUAUAUGGAUUCUUAAGGACAAACAACAAUGCUACACACCUUUAUUUAUUCUGCAGAGCAGUCUGUAACCUUUGCUCAGCGUAUUGUAUGCUAUACUUCGCCUUGUAGUGAGGUUCAGGGAACAUGAGGAAAGGUAAUAGGGACAUAAUGAGGGGAAUGAUGAGUACAUUUAUGGAGGAUCUUUGGCUCUCUUGCCUGAGGAACCAUUAUAAUGAUGUGUAGACUGCAUUGGUUACACAGCCAUAGUCAUAGCACGCAACCACACUACCUCUCCCACUACGCCACAACAUUCAAAAAUACUGAGUUUGGCUCAGCCAAUCAGCUAGCUUCACUGCCCAGGGGUUAAGCGGCUUCCCAACCUCAAAGCGAGGGGUCAGUGUGGAGGAAAAACAUCACACAAGAGCCACAAUUGCAGCCCUCAAACAUGAAAAGUCUCUUUUUAUUUUUGACAGUCUUCCCACUUUUAAUGGCCGGGUCUAUGUGCUGCGUAAACAAACAGUGAGGCUCGGUCUGCAUAGGCAGCCAGCAGCGGUGGCUUUGGUGGUGAGCUGGAUUACAGGCUGCGAUGGAGCUGUGGUUACAAUGGCACACUGAGCUCCACUCAGCCUCUGUGACAGUCAAUCGAGCUCUCUCCUACUUUCUAACAGCUCAGUGGUGACUGCAACAUUUCCAGAUGUCAGAGCUGUGGCUUCUACAGGAGCUGAUUCACGCUGUAGGCUCAGUUAGGUGUAAAAUAUAUCCUGCAUUUACUGUUGAAUAAAGGCUACUGAAUUGAUUUCAAUGGGCACAUGAUAGACACAUUCAAGUUAAAAUUCUGGACCUCAUAUCUGUGCUUUUUUACCUGCAGCAGAAGAUAUGUUCUUCCUUUUUGGGCAAUCUUGAGUCACUUUUUGAAAAAAUAUACAAAUAAAACUAAAUGCAGAGUCAGAAGUUCCCUGUUUGCAAUAAUGUAUAUAUAACCCACUCCUACUUGUGUUUAUGUUUGUGUAUGUGUGUGUGUGCUGCUUUGAUGGAUCAGCGUGUGUUUUCUUCCCCUAUUCCAGCUGCAGCACCUCCUUUUUCCAACACUGCUUGUGACAGUCAGUUUAAUUAGUGCCAGCAGGUCCUCCCACUAACUGUAACUUCAUUAGCUGCUGUCAACAGGCCAAGCAAGGCUACACAUAAACACAGCUCAUUAUGACUCUGCCCUAUCUUUUGUCUCCUCCUUGCUUCAGUAUCCCACACUAUUUAUCUCCCUCUCUCUCUCCACAUAUGCAUAUAUAAAUCUCACACCAUAAUGAGGGUCCUCCAGUUGGGAUGGAUGUAGAGUCAUUUUUCUUUCCCUGUAAGCAGCAUGCAAAGGCCAGGCUUUGUUCCCCCUCUGAAGGUGGAAAUAGCUGAGCGUUUCAAGUGGAAAUUCAGCCUUUUGGGGUUAUUAUCCAAACACAACAUGUGAUGGUUCAUGUCAAGUGGGUCUUAAUCCUUAGACGGCAAACUGGAGACAGUCAGGUUAAAAGAAUCCAUGUAAAAAAAAAUCUAUCUGAUAAUGAUUUACUCUCUGACCCAUAAAUCUUAAGAAUAUCACAUAUUAACCGUACAGCUCACAUCAAAACGCAUUGAUUGACCACUGCGUGAUAUCCAGCUUCAAGAUCGAUGUUUCCUAACGAGGAUCUGUGGUGUUCAGAGGAGGAUUUUCUCAUCCCUGACUGUGGUUCUGGCAGCGGGUAAGAGACACCGUGCCAGUAAAUCCAAUCUCGGCCUGCUGAGGAGUGAUUUAUGAAAACGCUCUCAUGACUUCACUUUCUUUUCCUGAGAGCUGUGUAAAUGACAUGUAAAUCUGAUCAUUUGCCUGGUCAAUUAUCCUCCAUCCUUACUCUUGUUGGCUGGCAUUGUGCAGUGUUUCAGCACUGUUUGGCUGCUGAUAGAGAGAUAACCCCAAGCCUUGUUAGAUUCCUGACAGGCGCGGCGUGUCAGUCUGUGGUUCUGAAUCGUCCCUAAUCAAAAAAUCUCUUGGAGCGAGCCGCUUGAUUCUACAGGGCUGAGCGUCAUCAAAGCCUUUCAUGUUCUCUGGCUGAAGGGAGAGACAGGGUAGAGGAGAAAGCUUUAGCAGGUACACUGUGCUCUUUGUUUACCCUUUCUCUUACCAAUCUGGUGCACAGAUGGCCAACAAUUAUUUCUCUGUGUGCGCAUUGCUGCUGGCGAGCCACCAGCUUUUCAGAGAUUGGUGUAAUCCUUUAUUAUUUAUGAUUGUCUGGGAUUUUUGGAUCAAGAUUGAACACAAUCUGUUGAAUGACUGAGAGGAGUGGGAGGCAGUGAAGCGAAAUGAAAUGCAAACAGAGAGAGUGGAAAUGGAGAAGUCAGGGCAUCCAUAAUGAAGAUGUGAUGCUCACUGUUAGGAGAGCUGCUCCUGAAUCCAGCACACUCUAAUCCCAUUAACACUGACUAAAUAUACCAUUUGUUUUAAGCUUGCCAGUGGUGGUGUUUAUGCUAAUAGCCUGGUCGCUGCAGGCGUUUUCAGAAGACUUUUGGAGGGCACCGGCUAAUAAUUAGAUUUAAUAAGGAAGUCAAUUUCUAUCCUCAUUUGAAAUAAAAAUAAGAGGCUUAGCCUCUCAUAGGACAGGCAUUAAUUUGUUGAUUUGGUCUCGCGUUCUCUCUCAGGCUGCAGGCUGCAGAAUUCUUUAACCCUUUUCUGUCCUUGUUCAGGGAACCAAAUACACAUUUAGUGAUAUUCUGGGAACUUUUAACACAAAAUUUUAGAAGAUGAGAAGAUGAGUCUAAGUAAGCUAUUUAUUAAACAAGGGCUUGAGUACAAAUGUGUGGCACCGGUACUUCACUGAAAAGUUGACAUACAAUCUGUAUGAGCUCACUAUAAAAUAUGAUGAGCUGUUUGAGACUAGACAACAUAAUGUGCAACAGUAAAACACAAAAGUCACCAGUUACAAUCCAACCGCACAACAACAGCUCAACAACUGAGCUGCUAGUUUUUCUAAAUCAUGUUUUUACUUUUAAUAACCUUAUCAAAUAUUGAUGCUGAAACGUAAAGCUGUUAUAAAUAAGACUACAGUAAAUCGUAUGCCUUUUAAUUUGCUAUGAAAGCAAGUGAGGCCAACAGCAUACAGAUUUCAGAUGACAAUAAUAUAUAACCGGAUGAAGCAAGUAUCUUAGCAAAGAUACUGGAUAAGUGAAAUCCUGGGUUGUCAAAAGAAAACAGGAUAUUUCUUAGAUGAAUAAAACUUCAUGUGUGAGGGCUAAAACCAGCUAAGAAAUGAAAGUUACUGCUAUGGUACUAUGGAUGCCAAAACAGCCACUAGAACCAAUGAAAAUAUUAAAACACUGUGGGGUAAUUUUCUAACGUGAGGUUUAAACUCUUAAAGCUACAUGUCUGAGUGAUAUUUAACUUUUGCACUUGAUUGGAGAGGAGUUUGUGUCUUUUUAGACGACAGUAGCAACAAAAACAAUGGAGAAUAAAGUAAAAUCCUUCAAAAGUCAUCCCUCAAAUUGAUGAUUACAAAGUAUAUUAGUGCCAUUAAUACUGGAGGGCACAGUAGUAUUAUAGUCCAGUUUCUGUUGCCGGUUCAGAUGGACUUGUCUUACUGACUUUGUUUUCUUUAGACAGUCAUCUGUUCAAUUUUCAAGUUUAAAAUGCCUCACUGAACACCUGCCCCCCUCAGAAGAAAUCUGAAAUGACCAAAUAGAAAUGACUGAAGUAUCUUACUAAUUUUAGUUUUUCCCAACCAGUUCAAAACUUCUCACAGGAGCUCUAAAGAAUUAUUUACGCUAAAAUUAAGGACUUGAAAGCAAAAAUCUUUAAGAAAGCUCUGUAUUUUACAGUUACUUUUGAAUUAUGUUCAUGUCAACUCAACUGUGCAUCAUAUUUUCCACAAACAUGUAUAAGAAGGAAGAAGAGGAUUAACUACUUUUCAACAAUAGUGGAGUAUAAGAUUUGACUGUGUGCUGUAUUGUGGUAGAUAUGGAGCUGAUAUAUUCUAGAGAAUACAGAGCGGCUGCUGCUCCUCACCCUGCUGACCAGCUGGGAUCUGCUCUGCCGGGCCCGUGAGCCAGGUUCCAGCUGGAGGAGCUCUCUGAUCUGCUGUCAGACAGACGGCGGGUUCACUCUCCCCUGCCCUGAUAACUUCCUCAGCUCUCUAUUAUUCUUCUUCUCUACCCAGUAAAACAUCUUUUUUUUUGUGCUCUCCCUUUCCCCUUGCUCUGUCUCUCUGUUUCAACUUAAUAAUGGAAUCGAGUGCCCCUCCAGAGCAAGCAGCAAUGCCGGCCGCUGGUGGAGAAAUCAUUUUCAGCAAGCAUGUGUCAGUCAGCAGGUAUAGGAGCACUUGUGGAGUCAAUUUGGCAUGGAGGAGUGGAGCUAUAUUACUGUGUGCCAGGGAAUAUGAAAUGCUCCUCAGUGGGGCAGAAGUGCAGAAACACGGCAUAUGAGGACAGAAGAUUGCAGCCUCAAAAGGAGGUAUCUUUGAUAUGACACAGCUCAUAUUAUCGUGAAAGAGCUAGUUGAAGAGUUGUACUUAACAUUUAUUAUACUCUGUUCAUCUCAACACUGACAUCUCCACACUUAUUCUGCCCUCUUUGCAUCUCUGUUUUAUGCUACUAAUAUUCACUCUCAUGAGACACUUUGCUAACAAUUCACAGACCCUGACUUUGGCACCGGUUGCACUUUUCCUGCACGGACUGUUACCUUGACAACAUAUUUUUCUUUCGAGACAGUCAUGUGAAGUCAUUCCCUUAGCAUGUGAAUGUAAUCAGCAACCAUAACUGAAUUAUGGCCUAAAGAAUCCUUUUAAUCAUAUUAGCCAUUUAGCAAACUGGAUUAGAGGAACAAAAUCUUUGUUGAGCAGCUCAAGGUCUUCUCAAUCAACUGGUACCGCUUGAUCCUCUGAUCAGUUUAAUGCUGGAUCCUUUCAGAGUAUUUGUGUCCUGAAUUACAAAGCAUGUCCAAACGGGAGCUGGGAAUGAUUCAAAACAUACGGGCUGUAAUCUGCAGUUUGUUUGAAUAAUAAAAAGGAUGCAGCUAUGCAUCUGAGCUGGGUGUGAGUGUUGAACAAGUUCUUGUUUUGAUUCUGGGAUUAUUGAGUGUGAGUGAAAAUGAGGUUUAGAGGGGCUGCUGCAUGCCUCCAUCUGCCUUUCUGAUAUGUUGAUGAUUUAAAGUGGAGGAGAAUAAAACUGGCAGGUAACCUUGUGCUGUAACUUGAGUGUAGAACAAUAAUACUAAUAAUGAUUAUGAAAAUAAUGAAGGCAACAAUACAGCUAUGUGUUUUAAGCAUAAGGCUUGCUGUUAUUUGUUGCUCUGUGUAUUAGCACCUUUUGGCAUGUAUGUAAACACAGCCAGGGACUGAAGAAAUGAAAAGAGAGUUGAAUAGACUUAACUUAACUUGAAAGAUUUGAUUUAAUGGUCGCUCUUUUUAUGUCGCUGUUGAUCAAUACAUUAUUAAUACUACAUUUAAUCCCUGUAUUUCAAUGCUCACCAUCAUCCUGAUGAGCUGCAACUGCGUACUUAGCUUGCAAGUAGCUCCAACUCAAAAUACUUUGGUGUUAAUAUUAUUCUGUUUGACAUUAUUUUUGACUCAUGAACUGAGCCAUCUGAGAGGUUUUCUUACAGUGAAAUGUGCCUUUCACAGUACUGUCGUGUUGUUAUUUUCCAUCACAGCAGCAGCAGGAAUCAAGCUGCCUCAGCUUCUUAACUACGCUGCACCAAAAAGGACAUAAUAGCAUGUGGUUUUCUUUAGAUUACAUCUUACUUUUUGAUUCUCAUCACAUAUUGACUACUUCACACUAACAGGCCUUAAUGAUCAUGUUUGAAACAACAUUUCUAUGACUAUUUGACUGCUUUAAAACUGCUCUCUUACUGGCAGAAAGCAGUAAAGUUAAAAUCAUAACAGUGAAACAUGGAAUAUAUGGUGGACAAACCUUUAACAUUGGCAUAUUUUAAGGCAUUUUCUUAAAAUAAUCAAUUUAAAGAAAAUAUAUUUUGUUAUUUGUUUUGUUAAGUUAGAGACUGGUCCUGAAAGAAACUGGGGAAAGUGAAUCACUCAUAAUAGAAUGUACAUAACAAGUUCCUGUUGGUCUUUCCCAGAGUAAAUGGUAUGGCUUUUUACAUAUGAUUACAUUUAAGAAGUAAAUAUAUAACUAGGUUCUCUGGAACACUCCAAUCUAAUCUGACUCUCAUCUAACUCACCCGUGUACGACUUCCAGUGGGCUUUAAAAUGAACUCACAUUGAGUAAACGCUGCCAUGCAGUGACAGGCAGGGUUAUAAAUGUCUGUACUUUUAUUUAUCAGUGAGAGUCUGUUGAUAGCGGGGAAUAUUACUUUCAUAGAGGCAAUUGGCUCCAUGUCCUCUUCUGCUGAGGGUUAAGUACAGCUGCGAAUUCCUGCCAAAGACCUCGUCUUUUUAUUUUGAGAUACUUUUCAUGUCUGCAUUUUUCUCCUUUGAUAAGGACUUUCAUCCUGUUUUCAUUGAUUACUGUCUGAUGACUCAUCCUGAUUAUACAGUGCAGCCAAUUCAUCUCCCCACCACACACUGUGGGCCCUUUGUUGCCUGGAAUGUGUCUGUGUAUUUGUGUGAAUUUUUGCCUCCCGCCUGUGAAUGACGUUGUACAAUGAUACACAGUGCAUGUGUUUGUUUGCGAGUGUGCAGUGCGUCCGUGUGCAUCUCCAUAUAAACAGCACACCACAGUACCCUGAAGUGUACGUCGCUGCAAUACAAAGCCUGCCUCUGCAGUAACAGGGCCCUCAUUUUCUGCCUCGUGAACAGGAAAAGUAAGCCUGCAUGAGAGAGAAAAAUGGCCGAGUCAUUUAUUAACUGGGAGUCACAUUAAUGAGCCAAUACUGUGUAAUCUCCAAAUACAUUCAUGAUAAAUAGCUCUACCAUGUCGUUGAUCUUAACCUUGUUCUGUGCCUGCAAAACUCUGAUUUCAGAAAGUGCCUCAGUGGAGUAUUUCUCACUGCAGUACAUUUAGAGCGUGACAUUUAUGGCUACCUUUUUGACAAUAAACUAAACGAUAAUUGUAAUAUGAAAGAAAAAACCUUGCUAAAGCUUAUCUGGUGUGGAAAGAGAGUCGCAGUUCAAAGUGGCAGGAGUGAGGACAAUCCCUGCUCUGUCAAGAAUUAGAGCCACCUCUGCAAAUAGGCCAGUGUGUAAUGCCUGAGGGUGGGAGUUUCACUGCGGCUGGGGUUUCC
Xyrichtys novacula (pearly razorfish) is the source of this 25036-nucleotide messenger RNA. The record is from the annotation of a GenBank genome assembly. Lineage: Eukaryota; Metazoa; Chordata; Actinopteri; Labriformes; Labridae.